Dicrocoelium dendriticum is the source of this 2121-nucleotide messenger RNA. Lineage: Eukaryota; Metazoa; Platyhelminthes; Trematoda; Plagiorchiida; Dicrocoeliidae. The record is from the annotation of a GenBank genome assembly.
AUGGGUGAACGUAAAGGGACGAAUAAAUACUAUCCACCGGAUUUCGAUCCGAAGAUCCAUAGAAACUUGAAUGCAUACCAUGGAACGCACGCUCUUCGUGAUCGUGGAAAGAAAGCUGACCAAGGAGUCCUUACAAUUCGGUUUGAGAUGCCAUUCAAUUGCUGGUGUCUUACCUGUAAGAAUCCGAUUGGAAUGGGUGUACGAUACAAUGCGGAGAAAUCCAAAGUUGGGAUGUAUCAUUCCACUCCCAUAUACAAAUUUACCAUGCCCUGCAGCAUAUGUGCUGGAACCAUCGUCAUCCAGACUGACCCCAAAAACUUCGAUUAUGUUAUUCUCGAAGGCGCCAGAAGAAAGAAUCAGAAGUGGGAUCCAGAGGAAAACGAGCAACUAGUCAUAUCCGAUGCUACCGAGAAGAAAAAACUUGCUCUGGAUGCGAUGUAUCAUCUUGAACACAAUAUCAAGGAUGAGGCUAAAGCCACCUGUAUCACACCGAUUAUUAGACAAUUAGAAGAGGAUCGACUACCACAUAAGGAUGAUUUCCUACUCAAUUCCCUCGCACGGAAGCAAUUUCGAGAGGCCAAACGGGCAGCCAUCGAGGCAGACGCGAAGGAUGCUCGCCUAAUGAACCGUCUAUCGCUUCUCGGAUCAGAGGUAAAACUGUUACCCGAAGAUGAAGCUGAUCGAGACGCUGCGGCCCUUCUACGGCUAGCAAACCCCACAAAAGUCAAGCGAUCUCGGAAGUUGGAUAUUGCUUGUUUUGUUACCGCUGAUGAAAUUUCGCCAUCUUGGUCGAUUCCAAUGGAUCUGUUGAAAUCCAAACUGAGCAAACAGAAUUCCAACAACUCCCAAGUUGAAAAGCCUGCUUACCUUGCUGGCCAAGACUCCCAAACGGAAAACACCGAGUGGGUUUACAUUUCCUUUGACUCAUUUGCUUCCAGCAUAAGCAAACUUCCUGACGAUCGUAGCCCACCUGCAAGCAUAGCAUCCGUGUCAGAACCCCUUCCCAGCUGUUUUCUGGCAGACAACAGCGCUAACUUGUUGCAAGAACGGAUUAGUCAAAAUGAUGGUGCAACAUGCUUGAUGAUCCGGCGGUUGUUAAACGAAGAGCUGACUAAUGAGGACCGAAGACCUCUUCCCAUUUACAUGCUGCUUCCCCGUUUAUCGUAUUUUCCCCUUGUUAUGGAUCGCAUUAUUCGUCAUUUCAUGGAGUUCACUGAGUCCACACCAUCUGCAUCAUUAACGCAAACUUAUGAUCCAUCUGCAGACAAGCGCAUUGAUAGCGAAACCGACUCACUUCGAAAUGUACAUACUCCAGACGUUAGCAGUUUGCUUCCAGAACACGGAGUUUGGUUGGACUACGCCAAUCAACCGCUAAAAUGGCACUAUCCCAUCGGACUACUGUAUGACUUGCAUGUGGGUGGUUUUGAAUUACCCUGGAAAUUGACUGUCCAUUUUCAUAGCUACCCAACGGAUGUUCUUCUCCCUCCCCCGGUGCACCGCCGCGCGGUUGAAACGCACUACAUGUCCAUGGUCAAGGAGGCCGAUGCACUGAAACACCGUAGUGCAGUGAUGAACCAGAUGCAAGCACACGAUCAUCGACAGCUGUGGACUGGGCUACUGAACUACCAGUUUGAUCAGUUUUGGGCCGUAAAUCAUCGUCUCAUGGAGAUUUAUUCACCUGCUAUCCCAGACGGCUCAUCCCCAGUCCGUUCAAGCAAGCGGCAAUCGGAUCCAGACUUGCAAGAUGCUGCACGCCUCAAAUCCUCGGAUACCAAAGGCCAGCAACUUUCUGGUUUUAGGUACAUCCCCUGCCGUUUGUACGUUCUCGGGGAACACAAGGGCAAUCUCAACACAGGAUUUAUUCAGAAGCGUGUCAGCCCGUUCACUUCCGAUGGAUUGCUCGCAUCUGUCGGUGACGUUCUCCGGGCCCUGUUCCCCUCUGAUGCUGGUGAUGCCACAGACAGAUGUCCAACAGAAGGUUACGUGUUCCUUCUUCAUGGAAUAACUUUGCCACUAGAGACUCCAGUUCAAUGGGCCAGCCAGCAUAUGUCCUACGCGGACAAUUUUCUCCACAUCGUCGCAUGGCCCAGCUCACGAUUCUGUGCCACUUCUUUCAACUAG